Messenger RNA from Astyanax mexicanus (Mexican tetra), 1049 nucleotides. Its product is annotated as ankyrin repeat and SOCS box protein 9. Bases 77 to 571 code for a protein of 164 amino acids. The transcript is spliced from 4 exons. The record is from RefSeq and is a predicted model, not a curated record. Gene Ontology annotation, biological process: positive regulation of protein catabolic process; protein ubiquitination. Gene Ontology annotation, molecular function: protein binding. Lineage: Eukaryota; Metazoa; Chordata; Actinopteri; Characiformes; Acestrorhamphidae.
AGACGGAGGAGUCUGGUUGGAUUUUGGACCCUGCAGAGAGUUCACGCUUCAGCGGCUCUCCACUGCUGACUGCCAUAUGUGUGUAUAUAUGUGUGUAAAUGUGUGUGUGUAUGUGUGUGUGUGUGUGUGUGUGUGUGUGUGUGUGUGUGUAUGUGUGUGUGUGUGUUUCCAAAGUGCUGUUUCUGAAGAGUUAUCGAGCAGGAUGUCUGAGCCACCCAAGCCGAGACCCGGGCAGGAAGCUGCUGUUUAUUUCUCCAGUCCUCUAAUGAGUGACGCUGAGGCGGACUGGUCUCCGAUACACAAUGCUGCUUUCAAUGGACGACUGCUGGCCUUACGCACUCUUAUUAAUCAGGGUGCUGUGGUGAAUCUUGCCACUCUGGAUGGAGUGACUCCUCUCCAUGCAGCUUCUCAGCAGGGACAUGGAGCCUGUGUUCAGCUGCUGAUUGAACGGGGAGCGAAUGUGAACACCUCCACGCUGAACUGCAGCACUCCUCUUUCUGAGGCUUCCGGCAAAGGUCACGUCACCAUUGUUAACCUGUUGCUCCAUCAUGGAGCUCAACCUCAGAGCUAAUGGUCCAUGCCAGAAGAGCCUCUGUGAGAAAAUAUCCGAAAAUCUGUGAAAGAAACAGGUUUCUACCAGGUGCUUUUUGGGUUCUGUUAAUUGAUUCAUUAUUUAGUGGAUUUAUGGUUUAUUUUAAUGGUCUUCUGUAGAUGCUCUGCAGACGACCAGCUUAUCAAUUACUAACUUUCACCCAAAUAUCUACAAAGGUUAUGUCUAAAACAAAAAAAAAUCAUCUUAAUGUCAGUGCUGUUGGGAAUGUAAUGAGUAAGAACUGAUAAUUUGUUGGGUAUCUGUUUAUCAUCUAUUGGGGACAGUCAAAAUAAAGUCAGUCCUAAUUUAUAUUAUAUAUUUUAUUUAUGCUGCACUUUAGUCAAGUGUAAUUUAUCUUCUAUUAGUUAUUGUAUUUUAGGAUUUACACUACCUAUACACACUAUAUACAGAUUUUGCACAAGUUAUACAAUAAAACGACUUAAUUUAAUUACCUUUA